AUCAACUAUCUUGAGGAACAAGAUGGCGGAUGAACUCAGAGGUUGCUACACUUUGCAUGAAAUGUUUACAAUUGUGGGUAGCAGGAUGACCCAAAGAGACAUCAAUAUACUGAAAUACCUAUAUAAUGGUAUUAUGCCCCAAAGAAUAAUAGGAAGAGUGAAGGACGGGGUAGAAUUUUUGCUGGGACUGGAAAAGAUGAACCGUGUUGAUGAAACCAACUUUAAAUACGUCGUUGAUUUGCUUAGAAUGAUUUCUCGGCACGAUUUACUGCAGUUUGUCACUUUAAGGAAACGCAAGCCAGUUUGUCCAGAUCCUGUCACUGAAUACUUAGAGGAGUCGUCAAGACUGUCAAACAUACCAACUAACCUACCACGGGAGAAAAAGCGGAAAAGCACGGAACUGUCAUUCCAAGAUCAUAGUAAAGUCCGGAGACUAUCUCUACACAGGAAGGCAAAAUCCAGAUCUGGGUUUGCCAGUGAGUCAUCUCUCAGUAACCAGAGUGCUGAUCUGGAGACGGCUACAACUUCUGUCCAGAGUCAGGGGUCGCUUCGUGUGGAUGACAGUGACCAAGAGCUGAGUGCAAAUAAAACAAAAGUUACAUGUGAUAUUCGUUUGAGAGUGCGAGCCGAAUAUAGUGAUCAUGUGACUGCUUUAACUGGUAACGUGAACUCAAACAAAGCCACACUGUUAGAGAGACAGUUUGAGAAAUUCAUGCAGGCUACGAACAUUCUGAAAUCCCGUGAUCUAGGAUCCAUUGUGUGUGAUAUCAAGUUCACAGAACUCACUUACUUGGAUGCAUUCUGGAGAGAUUAUUUGAAUGGAUCUUUAUUAGAGGCCCUAAAAGGGGUAUUUAUUACAGAUUCCUUGAAGGAGGCUGUUGGUAACGAGUCGAUUAAAUUGCUAGUGAGUGUUGAUGAAGACGACUACGAGGCCGGGAGAUUGCUGUUGCUUGAAAACAUGAAACGAUCGCAGCAAUGCUAAACAACACUGAAAGUAACCACCAAUUUCAGACCUUGGUUGUUAUCUCAUUUGUUUAUGCAGACAAGACUUACAUCAAGUGUAUUUUGUGUGUGAAAGAAAAAUGAACACAGACUUCCAGAUCUGUUAUGUAGAAUGUUGCUUCAGUAUGUUUCCUUAGCAUAAAAUGUAGUGAAUUGUGAAUAAGAGUUGUGAGUAAAUGAAUACAUGUUUGUAAAGAUGGAUGAAUUUAUAUGCAACAUAGUUUGUAUGCAGAAUUUCUUUUUAGGAUUGUAGAAAUGUCUGCUAUCUUGAGCAUUGAUGACAUUUUUUGACAUGAUGCACGGUAGAUGAAUUUGUACAUAUUGAAAUCAUGUAAAUUACCAUUUAUUUAUUUCUGAAAGAUAUGUAAUUACAAUACAGUUUUGUAAUGUUUAUAAAAUAAACAUCUCAAACUCAAUCA
Molecule: messenger RNA, 1421 nt
Organism: Magallana angulata
Lineage: Eukaryota; Metazoa; Mollusca; Bivalvia; Ostreida; Ostreidae
Product: death effector domain-containing protein-like
Exons: 4
Coding region: 23-982 (319 amino acids)
Biological process (GO): apoptotic process; extrinsic apoptotic signaling pathway via death domain receptors; regulation of apoptotic process
Cellular component (GO): nucleolus
Molecular function (GO): protein binding; DNA binding
Source: RefSeq, a predicted model, not a curated record